Messenger RNA from Hepatospora eriocheir, 882 nucleotides. The record is from the annotation of a GenBank genome assembly. Lineage: Eukaryota; Fungi; Microsporidia; Hepatosporidae.
AUGAUCAUCAGAAGAGAAAAGUUAAUUAAAAAGGAGUAUUCUCCUACUUUACCAUUAGUUACUAAUGACAUUAGGAAAUACACUUUUAAGGAUGUUAUUGGAUCUGGGACAUUUGGGAAGGUAUAUAAAGCUACACACAGAUAUUAUAAUUUUGCAAUCAAGAAAUUUAAUUAUAGAAAAUCUGCAUUACAUGUGACAACCGUUAGAGAGAUAUUAAAUCUAAUGAAAAUGAAAAAUAAGUCUAACAGGAUCAUUUCACUAGUGGAAGUUGUAAUAACAAAUGAUUGUGUAUAUGCGGUAUUUCCAUUAAUGAGUAAAACACUUGAUACGAUUAAGUUUAGAAAUAUUAAGCAUGUUCAAAUGCUAUUUAAACAAAUUGUUGAGGGAGUUAGAGAUAUUCAUAGGGAAAGAAUAAUACAUAGAGAUUUAAAACCAUCUAAUAUUCUAGUAGAUAAACAUGAAAAGGAAAUUAAGAUAAUUGAUUUGGGGAUGAGUAGAAAUAUCAGUGGUUGUAUGUCUGGAAUGGUAACAACGUUAAUUUAUAGGGCACCUGAACUCUUAAUAGAUAGUACCACCGGAUAUAAAACAUAUGGAUUUGGAGUGGAUGUUUGGAGUAUUGGAAUUAUAUUUAUAACAAUGUUAAUAGGUAAACCAUUAUUUGAUAAACCAACUGAAAUAGAACAAUUGACAUUCUUAAAAGUUUCUAUAAAAGAGAAAUUUAAAGAAACAUUUAAUUUUAUAAAAGAUGAAACAAUAUUUGAUUUGUUAGAAAAUAUGCUUAAAUGGGACAGAUUGGAGAGAUUUACAAUUGAAGAGAUAGCAGAACAUGAGUUUUUUAAGAAAGAAUAUUCAUAUGAAGAUUUCUUACCUAAGCAUUUUUAA